Chrysemys picta bellii (western painted turtle) is the source of this 1058-nucleotide messenger RNA. The record is from RefSeq and is a predicted model, not a curated record. Lineage: Eukaryota; Metazoa; Chordata; Testudines; Emydidae.
CCCUGGAGCCAAAUUCUGGAAACCACCAGCUUCGGCAAUGUCUGCCACCAGCCUCUGCUUCCUACUUACCCUGAUGCCAAAUUAUUGACACCCACAACGCCGCAGUCUGAGGACUGCCUCUUCCUCAAUGUCUGGGUGCCCCAUCCCCGGCCCCCUGCACCAGCCCCCAUCCUCAUCUGGAUCCAUGGCGGGGGGUUCUUCACCGGGGCAGCCUCCCUUGAGAUCUAUGAUGGGCGCUUUUUAGCUGCAACCGGGAACAUGAUCGUGGCCUCCAUGAACUACCGGCUGGGGGCCCUGGGUUUCCUGUCUCUGCCCCCGGCCGCCCCGGGGAAUGCCGGCCUGUGGGACCAGCGUCUGGCGCUGCGCUGGCUGCGGGACAAUGCAGCCGCCUUUGGUGGGGAUCCAGCCCACGUGAUGCUUUCCGGCCAUGACUCUGGGGCUGCGUCAGUCGGCUUCCACCUCCUCUCCCCGGGGAGCCGGCCCCUCUUCACCCGUGCCAUGCUGCAGAGCGGAUCCCCGACAGGACCCUUGAGUUCAAUUUCGCUUGAGGAGGCCAAGGAGAGAGGCCAGAGGCUGGGCCAGCUGCUGGGCUGCACCGAUAGCGAUGACACGGCCCUGGUGGGCUGCCUGCAGGGGAAGGAAGCAGGGGAGUUCCCCAAACAUGAGUUCUCCGUCUUGCACCACAGGGAGCUGCUGGGAAUGCCCUUUCUUCCAACAACAGAUGGGGAUUUCCUGCCUGAUUCACCAUCAAGACUCCUGCAGGCUAAGCAGAGCCAGCCUAUACCCAUCGCAACUGGUUUCACUGCCAACGAAGGCUCCUACCUACUACUCUUUGCUGCCCCCACCUUACAGCUGCAGAACGCCAGCAACAUCGGUAUGGAGGAGCUGCUGCAGGUGUUGAAGCUCAUGGGGCCAGGGGCACCAGAAGAGGCCGUCCAGGCUGUGGCUCGGUGGUAUAGCCAGGUGGGGGAGAAGCAGGGCGAGGCACAGUAUCGAUGGGCCAUGGAACAAAUUGUUGGUGACUACAUCAUUGUGUGCCCAGUAGCCGAGGUGGCUAG